Molecule: messenger RNA, 2990 nt
Organism: Chara braunii
Lineage: Eukaryota; Viridiplantae; Streptophyta; Charophyceae; Charales; Characeae
Source: the annotation of a GenBank genome assembly
CGUAAGCAGUGCCACGUCAGCAGUGCCACGUCAGACACAGUGCCACGUCAGCAGUGCCACGUCAGCAACAUGACGGGCCUGCCAGGCCAACUGGCCAAUGAGCCCAUUGCCGACUACAAAAAGUGCUUCCAGGCUCAGCUCGCUGUAAUCGAGGCUGAGGAACAAUGCCAGCUGGCAGCCAAGGCUGCCCAGCUACAGGCUGAUGAAGCGGCAGCAGCAGAGAAGCUCCGGCUACAGGCCGAAGCAGACGCAGAGGCCCAGGCUUGCCGCAAGGAAGCCCAGGAUCUGCUGCAGCGGCAUGAGGCAGCCAGCGUUGACAGACUCAAAUUCUGGCACUUUGAACCCAACGGCGACGACGCGACACCGGAAAAGCAGCAUAAGGAGUUUCUCUCCAAACUCGUGACACGGCUGUUGUACACUUGCAACUACCAACAGUCCGAGUUGGAGAAACAGUACCAGGACCUGACGCAACAGCAUCAGGAGUUGGCGAAGCUCCGCCGGACGGUGCAGAGCCACGAGGAUGCAACUCGGGCACUCAAUGCCCGAAUGCUGGACCUGGAACAGGCUGUACCAGGACCAGCUGCUGGGGCUUCCAGCAGUGCAUCUUCUAGCCGCCAACUGGAGGAACGCGUUGACCACAUAGUGGCAAUGCUCGGCGACAUCAGCACCUUCGCUGCGCCGACCACCAUCAGCAAUCAGCUGCAUACCUUGACGACCGAGUUCCAGCAGCUGCAGUCGACGAACGCAGAUGGCAAUCCGAAGUUGUACAAAAUGCCAACUUUCCAACCGGACAGGUGCGACGACUACACGCAGCAAGAUCCAGUCCUCUGGUGGGAAGCAUUCACAACGCAACUCAGGAUUCUGUCGGUCGCCAAGCACGAGUACAUCGGCGCCCUGUUCAUGAACUCAAAGGGCGGAUGCCAGACCUGGUUGACCCACCUGGCAACCUCCCACGGCGUCAACGUACCAGACUUGAAGGACAAAAUCACAUGGGAGGAACUGACACGGCUGUGGAAGAAGCGGUUCAUCGUCGACGACGCGCCAGCACUCGCCAUCAACCGUCUGUUCACCAUGUCACAGGGCAACACCGCAACACGGGAUUGGCUCACGGAGUGGCAGAAGAUUGCGGCAGUGCCCAAUCUAGACUUGCCAUUCAUGCAUUUACACCGUGAGUUCUACAACAGGUCCUGUGCUGCAUUGAGCCAGGCUCUUGGUAAUCGCGAGCAGUACUCAACCUUCGUUGAGAUCAUUGACAAGGCGAGGGAAAUCAUCAAGACCAACAGGUCAGCUGCACACGAGAAGUCAACAUGGCAGCCGACCUAUGUGGAGAAGGUACGAACUGGUCCGCGACAGCAGCACUUCGCUGCAGUCCAGUCAGACAGUGGAGAUAACCUAGCAGCCACUCCAGCAUCAAGUGACGGAGAUCAGGUGGCUGCUGUCCAGCCGCGAAGCAACAACAAGUCCGACAAUAAUGGGAAGGCGAAAUCCGCAUCGCAGGCCGAAAAUGGACAGCCAGUACAAGUUCCAUGGGUCAAGUUCGGCUUGACCGAGGUGGAGUACAAGGUCCACGGCCGCUACGGCAGCUGCUAUUGGUGCAACAGCACCAAGCACAAGACCUCCCUGUGCCAAGAUCAGGGCAAGGAGGAUGACUAUGAUGUCCACUUGGUUCCACCGCUGGACCAACCACUCCACGUGCAACAGUCCACCGCAUGCACGGUUUCAUCACCAUCGGCAACCGAUUCGGCAGCUUCGCCACCAUCUAUCGCCGGGGAUUCAUCGUCGUGGUCAAGACUUGAGGUGCUCGACCCACUGACGUUCACGAACUUCCAGUGGAUGCCCGUUACCCCAACCGAGCGAUUGCCGAAACCGCAUUGCAAUGUGCUCAUGGCACAACUGCGGGAUUACUUGCACACUGCAGGACCAGCUCCGUUGAUGGACGCCGGAGUAGAGGUCGUCGACAUUCACGCUUACAUUGCGAAGAUCGACCGCGAGUUCAAGACGCAACGGUACGACGACAUCGACGCACCAUUGCUAUAUGUACGCAUUCAGAUAGGAGAGGCGACCUGCAAUGCCUUGAUCGAUUGCGGAGCAUCUCGCAACUACAUCAGCCAAGACUUCAUGGUGCGCGCCGGCCUUGGCCCACGCAUCCGGAGGAAGUCCCAGCCUACGCAAGUCACGUUGGCGGACGAUCACACGCACAAGUCAAUCGACCGGUGCAUUGACAACGUCCCAGUGUGCUUUGCCCCUCACGCAAGUGAGGCGGUGUCCUUUGACAUUCUGAACACCAAAUUUGACAUGAUCUUUGGCAUGUCAUGGCUGCGAAGCAAGGAUCACCUGGUGAACUUCUUCCACCGCACCGUUCACAUUCGUGAUCGGAACGGAGUACUAGUUUCAUGCACGGUGCCUCUUCCUCAUCCUUCGAUCAGCUGCCACGUGGUAUCCGCCGCAAGCAUGCGAGCUUCCAUCAUCAGAGACGACAUCGAGGAGAUGGGGGUGUGUUYUCUCCACGCCCUCCCGCCCCRWGAYGCUUCAUCGACGGACUCACCUUCGGAUCCACGCAUCACCGARCUUCUUGACGCCUACAGCGACGUGUUCGAAGGCCCGCACGGAGUAGUACCGGAUCGACCCAUCCGCCACGAGAUCAUCCUCGAGGACGGGGCCGUACCUCCGCGCGGUUGCAUCUACCGAAUGAGCGAGGAAGAGUUAAGUGKGCUUCGGGCACAACUCGACGACCUUCUGGAGAAAGGCUGGAUUCGGCCUAGCUCAUUGCCAUACGGUGCUCCUGUUCUCUUCGUCCGGAAGAAGAACAAGGAUUUGCGGUUGUGCAUCGAUUAUCGCAAGCUCAACGCGCAGACGAUAAAAAACGCCGGCCCUCUCCCACGCAUCGACGAUCUUCUCGCCAAGUGCGAAUUUGCAUGAUCCAUUUGUUGGAUCGAUACGUACUUAUCUACCUCGACGACAUCCUAGUGUAUAGUCGGAGUUUGGAGGAG